AUGUCAAUGACAAGUAGAAUUAGAUUACCGUUUAAACUUGGUGAUUCUAAAAAAACGGAAGUUGAAAUUAGUGAAAAUUUACGAAAAGAAGAUUUUUCAUUAAGUGAAAUUGUUCGAUAUGGCUUUCCGUAUAAACCAACAACAUUAGCGUAUGAUCCUGUACAAAAACUUCUUGCAAUUGGAACAAGAACGGGCUCGAUUAAAAUUUAUGGAGGUGCGUUUGUUGAAUGUUGUCUACCUCAUCCAACUGAAGUGGAAAUUGUUCAAUUAGUAUUCAGAAUAAAUGAGGGAGCGCUCAUUAGUGCAUGUCGUGAUAACUAUAUACAUUUAUGGAGUCUUCGACAGAAGAAGCCAGUGAUCGCCAGUUCACUGAAAUUUGUCAAAGAAAAAAUUAGUCGUUGUUUAUUACCAUUAUCGUUUAACUCAAAGUGGCUAUUAGUUGGUACCUAUUUUGGAAAUGUAUAUGUGGUUAAUCUUGAUACAUUCACAUUAUCAUCCUAUAAAAUUAUGUGGAAUAAUGCAAUUGGAAUGGGUAAAAGUACUCAUCCGGGUGUGGUUGUUGAUCUAUGUCAAAAUCCAGAAGAUCCAACAAAAAUUUACAUUGGAUUUAGUACUCAUAUUACUGCUCCAAACGCCCCAAUAGUUGGUCAUGUUGUCUGCUGGAAUUUUGUACAAAAAGUAUCCGAAAGUGUUUAUACAUUAUCUCAGGGUCUUACAUCUAUAUCCUGGCAUCAUGAAGCUCGUCAAUUUAUGUGUAGUCACUGUGAUGGAUCGUUAUCUGUUUGGAAUUUAAAAGCGACAGACAAACCUCUUAAUAUUAAUUAUCCACAUGCACGAAUAUGUAAAGACGACGUGAAAAAGUUUGGCUCUGUCAAUAAAGUUAUGUGGAGUGCAAUCAAAAAUACUGAUACAUCAUUUAUUAUAUUUUCUGGCGGAAUGCCACACACUCAACAGCAACCUCCUUCUUCAUCGGCAGCCGCUGCAUCAUCAGCAACGCCACCAGCAAAGCCGUCAUCACAUUUUUUAACAAUUAUACGUGGACAAACAACAAACGUUCUUCAUAUGGAUAAUUCAAUCGUUGAUUUUCAUGUUUUGUCGUCAUCACCUCAUGUUGCUGAUGUCCCUGAUCCAUCAGCCGUUGUUGUUCUACUUGAAAAUGAUCUUGUUGUUAUUGAUUUGAAAACAGAAAAUUAUCCGUUAUUCGAAUCGUUACAUACUAUGGAUUUGCAUGAAUCUCAAGUGACCUAUUGCGAUUAUUUAACAGAACCAAAUGCUAAUUUUUAUCAGAGCUUAUUACGUUUACAAUCAAAACAAACGCCAAAAAGAACAUUCAGUCAACAAGAGAAUCCGAUAUCUGGGGGCAAAAGUGGCAACACAAUAUUUGGUUAUAAUGAGCUUAUCAUUACAGGUCAUGCUGAUGGUUCAAUAAAAUUUUGGGAUGCGUCCGGUGUUAAUCUUGUAUUUUUAUAUAAAUUACGCACAAAUCGUUUGUUUGAUCGUGUUUAUAGCAAAGAUCAGCCAUCUAAAGAUGUGAAAACAACACGUUCGAACAGCAGUAAUGUGGAUGAACAAGGAAAUGUUUUGGUCAAUGGAGAUGGCAAAAGCGAUCCAAACGAUAAUGAUCAACCAUUUGCUAUCUAUUCAAUUAAAUUAUGUUGCGAUGGACAAUUAUUAACGGCAGUUGGAAGAGGAGGACAUGUGACACUGUUUAAAUUUAGUGGUAGUGAAUUAGAUAAAGUUGAUGAAGGACUGGGUGAUUUACCAUCUUUGGAAGUUCCCAUAUUACAUCGAAAUUCAUCUGGAUUACUUCAUGAUCAAGAGGAUACAGGUGGAGGUGGUGGAUCACAAGAAUCAACACAAAUUAAACAAUUGCAACAUAUGCAUCUAACAGAUAAAAAGGAAUUUAAGAGUUUAUUACGUGCAAAAUUUGGCUAUCGUCGAAUGGCCGGCUAUCAACCAGAAUUGGUUUGUUUAUUGUCAUGGCUUCCAACCGAUAAAGUUCCAACUUUAACGGAUACAGCAAUAAAUUCAAAAUAUGGAUUAAUGGUAUUUGGAUUCGAAAAUGGAUUAGUUGUCAUUGAUUAUCUAAGCAAGUCAAUAUUAAUGAAUAUGGCUACAGCUGAUCUCUAUGGCACAAUGGACCCGUUUCAACGAGCAACAUUAUCACCAAAACGUAAAGGUCCUUUAUCCGAUGUACUACUUUCGACUGAUGAUCCAACAUCUGUUCAUGACCAUCAGCCACAAACUCCUAUUCCUCCACAAACAGCUGAAAUACAUUCAUUCACUGGUAUUUUAAAAUCUCACGGUCGUGGACUUCGUUCUAAACGAAUUUCAAAUGACACAAUCGGCCAACCAAAUGUAAGUCGAUCACGCUCAAUAGAUUUGGUAUCGAUUAAACAACAUGGUGAUCAAGAAGAAACAAAAGCUAAUGUUUCUCAACAACAACGGUUUCAACCAGUUCUGGAUAAUCAACAACAACCUCAAACGGGAACGAUCGGAAAAACAUUGAAAAAGUUUCGAAGUCAUUUAUCUCGAUCUAGUGUUCCAACUAUCAAAAAUCCAGCUGUGUUCAUGACUCCAUCAAAUGAUGUCACAAAUCAAGAUAAUGAUUCACCAGCACAUAGUGGGGCUGAAAGUGAAGGUAGUGUCAGUGAAAAUCAGAAACAAUUCAUAUUCAGUGAAAUUCAGACAUCCAAUUCUGAUUUAACUGCUGAGCAGCAACAAUCACAACUUACUCCAUUGACUCCUGAUCAAUCAUUAUCAAGUGAUGAAAAAUUUGCGUUGCAAUCGACUUCUUCAAUACCAUCAACGAUCAUAAACAAUCCUUCCAGUAGUGAUACAUCACAAGUCGAACCAACUACAUUAUCUAAGACAUGGUCACCAUCAAUGUUCACUACAACACAACUACGCGGAACAUGUUCAUUGGAAUACUGUGAACAUAUAAAAUCUAAAACAAAUAAACGCAAAAUAAAUAUGGUUGAUCUAAGAAAAGAUCUUCCAACACCACCGUCAACAGCAACACCAACAAAUACAUCUAUGUCUAAAUCAUCUUUCUCAUCUUCGUACAACAACAAUCAAAAUAAUAAUAACAAGAACAAUAAUAGCAGCAAGGAUAAACCAUUGGUUAUUGAUAUUCCUCGUUCAACUAGUAAUUCAAGUAUUGAUAAUUUUAUUACAAGUGAAAGUGUUUGUUCUAUUCAAUUUUCUGAAUCGUAUACGUAUAAAAAUGGUAUCAUAGAUAUUCGUUUUGUAUUUAAAAAUAUUAUGUAUUAUUAUAUUCAUUUUAUUUUAGAUACAACUCUUCAUCCAAGUGUAUGGAUUGGUACAAGUACCGGAUGUGUUAUUGUUGUUAAUUUAAAUAUUAAUUAUGAGCCAAGAAAUAUAAGUGUUACACCAUCUGGAACAAUAUUUCGUUUAUGUGGACGUUUAUUGGCCAUAUCAUUUCUUGAUCAAAAAGCAACGAUUUUACCAUCUCCAACAGAAAAAUGGGAUUCGAAAAAUUUCAAAAAAUCUCAAAAAGAUACAUUCAGUCAGUCACAAGAGUCAGCAUCUCCAUCAACAACAUCGGCUAGUAAUAACGAUCGACAAUAUGCAGUUUUUUGUAGUGCAAAACAAGCACGUGUUGUUACAUUACCAUCUCAAACUUGUAUUUCAAAACAAAAAAUUUGUGAUACACUCUCAUCAUCAGCUUCGUCACACGUGAUGAGAGCAGCUAUUGUUAAAAUAGCUGGUUCAGCUUGUCUGACAUGUUAUGUUGCUAGUGGAAGAAUUCUCGUCUAUAGUUUACCAAGUUUACGUGAAUUAUACAAUACACCACUUGAAACUACAUCAGACAAUUUCAAAACAACAGUUGGAUCUACAUUUUCAUUUACCGAUCGUGGUCAUGGUUUGUAUAUGUGUUCACCAACAGAAAUACAAAAAAUAACAAUUGCAUCCGAUGUCAAAGAGCAAAUCAAUGAAAUGUUGUGUGAUUUAUACAAUCCGUCUAUAUCGAUGCCAGAAGCACCAAAACAAGGCUUCUUUCUCAAAUUAUUCAAUUCAAGUCCGAGUGUUGAUACAGAUCAACUAUUUGGUGAGGGAAAAGCGCCAUUUGGUGUUGUUAAAAAAGAAGACGUUAAUAUGAAUCAAUUGAAAACCAAAACAGAUUCAGCAGGCAGAGUCAUUGCUGACGCAAGAGAUAAAAUUAUUGAACGUGGACAAAAGCUCAAUGAAGCAGAAUUGGCAACACAAAGAUUAUCUGAAAAAGCUGAAGAAUUUGCUAAUAUGUCACAUAGAGUAAUGCUACGAGAAAAGCAGAAAAGUGAAUGGUGGCCAUUUAAUAAAAAAUCUUGA
Messenger RNA from Didymodactylos carnosus, 4332 nucleotides. NCBI's taxonomy places the organism in Eukaryota, Metazoa, Rotifera, Eurotatoria, Philodinida, Philodinidae. The record is from the annotation of a GenBank genome assembly.